UACCCCUUGUCUGUAGUCAGCACUCUAUUUACUUCUUUUUUUUUCUCCGGAAUAGACGACACUACAACAUCUACACGCCACGACCGAGAAGGAGAAUUUUCCAGCAAAGCCACUCUACGACACUCGCUUUCAUGAAGUGAAUACACCCCCGCCUUCAUACCACCCACCACUCCCUCCUCGCCUAGCCUCCUCCCCUCCAAGUGAACCGUGAUCGAAGCGAAACCUCCUCCCCUCCAGAACCACCAAGUAAACGACAACCACGAGCCUCGCCCAGCAAGGCUCAUCUACCCUCCCUCCCUCCCUCCUCCUCCUCCCACAAAGAUGUCAAUCCCAGACGACUCAUCCAACAAUGGCCCCCCAACAUCCCCCAAACGCGCCGCACAAGACGACCUAGCAACCGACCCCGAAGCCCACCCUCCCGCCUCGAAACGCUCCCGCGCCGCAAGCCCCUCGCAAGACGAAGACGACGAUGACGACGACAGCGAGGCAAAGACGCGGGCUACGACGGCGGCGAUGGCGAAUGCGUCCCUGACGGCUGGUGAAGGCGAGGGCGAGCGGGAUGUCGGCGACAGUUCAGCAGCAGCAACAGCAGCAGCAGCAGCAGCAGCUCCCUCGGCGCAAACGACACAACCCCCGAGAGCAGCGCCAGCCGAGACAUCAGAAACAACACAGCCUCCUCCGGCCGCCGCACCAAAGACCAAAAUGUGCGGAGUGUGUCACGAAAAGGAGGGAAAAUACAAGUGCACGCGCUGCGCAUUACCAUUCUGUUCCGUCCCGUGUAAUAAAACGCACCGCGAGAACCACCCGCCCGAUCCCGAACCGGCGCCGAAGCCUGAACCAGCCGCCAUCGAGCCCCCCGCACUGAGCGCCGCCGUCACUGCCGUGUACGACCCAAGGAACCCCUUUAGCGUCCUAGACGACUCGGAUCAGCUCCGUUACCUCUUCCGGCGGUACCCGACACUACAAGCGCGACUACUCGACAUCUUCGCCGCCACGGAGCCGCCGCCUGAGCUGCAGUCGACGGGCAGCAGUCUCAACGACAUGAUGAAGGCGCGGGCGUUGGCGGCCGCGAACCCGAAGAAGGAGCAGUGGACGCACGACGUCGGGAUCCGCAAGGGAAAAGAGGCUCUGCGGAGGGCCAGGGUCGCCGACGGCGAGGACGGCGAGGGCGUGAGGGAGUAUGUUGAGCUCAUCAACCACCUCAUGUCGCAGGCGAGCGCAGCAGCCGAGACCGAGGAGGUGUUCCGGAAACAGGCGGCUGACAAGGAUGCCGAGCUGAUUAGGCGCCUCAUGACGGAGGACUGCGGGUGAGGACGUUUUGGGUUGGUAUUGGUAUAGGUAUGAUUAGAGCGGGGCGCCUGCGGGUAUAAUGCGGCGGCCCUUUUGUGUUGGAUAAGGCGCACACAGACGUUCGAUCGAGUGUGCUGUGAAAGCACUGUG
Messenger RNA from Colletotrichum godetiae, 1440 nucleotides. RefSeq lists its product as uncharacterized. Gene Ontology annotation, biological process: maturation of LSU-rRNA from tricistronic rRNA transcript (SSU-rRNA, 5.8S rRNA, LSU-rRNA); snoRNA localization; box C/D snoRNP assembly. Bases 322 to 1311 code for a protein of 329 amino acids. The transcript is spliced from 2 exons. The record is from RefSeq and is a predicted model, not a curated record. Gene Ontology annotation, cellular component: pre-snoRNP complex; nucleus. Lineage: Eukaryota; Fungi; Ascomycota; Sordariomycetes; Glomerellales; Glomerellaceae.